Messenger RNA from Pseudopodoces humilis (Tibetan ground-tit), 874 nucleotides. The record is from RefSeq and is a predicted model, not a curated record. NCBI's taxonomy places the organism in Eukaryota, Metazoa, Chordata, Aves, Passeriformes, Paridae.
CAAGAUGGCGGCGGCCGGAGCGGUCUGAGGAGCAGCCGGCGCUCCCCGCGCUCCCCCUGCGGCCCCGCCGCCCCUUUUGGGGGGUCCCCCCGGCUUCGGGGGGCUCGGGGAGAGCGCGGAGAUGGCGGAGGAGAAGAAACUGAAGCUGAGCCACACGCUGCUGCCCGCCGAGUCCAUGAAGGUGAUGGCGGAGGCCAUGGGGGUGGCGGGGGUCCCUGAGGAGACGUGCCAGCUGCUGGCGGAGGAGGCGAGCUACCGCCUCAAGGAGGUGGCGCAGGACGCUCUCAAGUUCAUGCACAUGGGGAAGAGACGGAAACUCACGACCGGGGACGUGGAUUUCGCCCUAAAACUGAAAAAUGUGGAGUGGGGUUCCCCCCCCCCAGCCCACUGGCUCAGCAUCGAGGGGGUGCAGCCGGCCAUCCCCGAAAAUCCCCCGCCAGCCCCCAAGGAGCAGCAGAAAGCCGAGGCCACCGAACCCCUGAAAUCGGCCAAGCCCGGCCAGGAGGACGAGGGGACCCCGAAAUCCAAAGGGCCGGGAGGGGCCGGGGGCGACGGAAAAGGGAAGGAGAAGAAGCCCCCGAUGCUGGAGGGGCCCCCGCUGCGGCUGAAGCCGCGCAGCGUCCACGAGCUGUCGGUGGAGCAGCAGCUCUACUACAAGGAGAUCACCGAGGCUUGUGUGGGCUCCUGCGAGGCCAAACGGGCCGUGAGUCACCCCAAAAACACCCCAAAAUCACCCCAAAAACACCCCAAAAACACCCCGAAAUCCUGCAGAGUGCGGGUGAACGUGGUGCAGAACAACCUGGCGCUGCUCAUUUACCUGAUGCGCAUGGUGAAGGCGCUGAUGGACAACCCCACGCUGUACCUGGAGAAAUAC